Molecule: messenger RNA, 429 nt
Organism: Colletotrichum costaricense
Lineage: Eukaryota; Fungi; Ascomycota; Sordariomycetes; Glomerellales; Glomerellaceae
Exons: 1
Coding region: 1-429 (142 amino acids)
Source: RefSeq, a predicted model, not a curated record
AUGGCUGCGCUUCAUCGCUACAACGAUUUUGUGCGACAACUUCGAUCUUGUGACGAGCUUAUGCCUCAAGUUUUUCUUCGACGCUAUCGCCCGUUCCCAUCUGACGAAGAGAUGCUCAGCGGCGAGGCUACGAUUCGUGUCUCGUCUUGUCUGAAAACCGCUGCCUUGAUUCUUCCAACUGUCAUGCUCUUAUGGAUAUUGGAAACAGUAACCUCCACCUGUGCUGCUACUGCUGCACUUUACCAUCAUUUGGAAGUCGACAAAGGAUGGUUGGUUGGUGUCGCGGAGGACAUUCGUAUUGGAAUUCACUCCAUGAGUUUGCAACUAUGUCAAGGCCUGGCCCAGGACUUCUUGCUCGGAUCCGUCAGUGUUCUAGGGAUUGCUUUGGCUCCGGUGGUCGGUUGGGUGCUGUUUCUGCGAUCUGUAUGA